Saimiri boliviensis boliviensis (Bolivian squirrel monkey) is the source of this 848-nucleotide messenger RNA. RefSeq names its product interferon beta 1 (gene IFNB1). Gene Ontology annotation, cellular component: extracellular region. NCBI's taxonomy places the organism in Eukaryota, Metazoa, Chordata, Mammalia, Primates, Cebidae. Gene Ontology annotation, molecular function: cytokine receptor binding. Gene Ontology annotation, biological process: defense response. The record is from RefSeq and is a predicted model, not a curated record.
CCAUGGAGAAAGGACAUUCUAACUGCAACCUUUUGAAGACUGCUCUGGCACAACAGGUAGUAGGGUACACUGUCUGUUUUCAUCAUGACCCACAAGUGUCUCCUCCAAAUUGCUCUCCUGUUGUGCUUCUCCACUACAGCUAUUUCCAUGAGCUACAACUUACUUGGAUUCCUACAAAGAAGAAGCAAUUUUCAGAGUCAGAAGCUCCUACGGCAACUGAAUGGAAGGCUUGAAUAUUGCCUCAAGGACAGGAUGGACUUUGAGAUCCCUAAGGAGAUCACACAACCGCAGCGGCUCCAGAAGGAGGACGUGGCAUUAAUCGUCUAUGAGAUGCUCCAGAAUAUUUUUACUAUUUUCAAUGGAGAUUUCUCUAGGACUGGCUGGAAUAAGACUAUUGUUGAGAACUUCCUUGCUAAUGUCUAUCAGCACAUAGAACAUUUGAAGACAAUCCUGAAAGAAAAAUGGGAGAAAAAAGAAUUCACCAGGGAAAAAUCCAUGAGCAGUCUACACCUGAAAAGAUAUUAUGGGAGGAUUCUGCAUUACCUGAUGGCCAAGGAGUACAGCCACUGUGCCUGGACCAUAGUCAGUGCGGAAAUCCUCAGGAACUUUUACUUUAUUGACAGACUUACAGGUUACCUCUGAAACUGAAGAUCUCCUAGCCUAUGUAUGCCUCUGGGACUGGACAAUUACUUCAAGCAUUCUUCAACAAGCAAAUGCUGUUUAAGUGACUGAUGGCUAAUGCACUGCUUUUGAAAGGACACUAGAAGACUUUAAAAUUUUUAUUAAAUUAUGAGUUACUUUUAUUUAUUUAAAUUUUUAUUUUGAAAAAUAAAUUAUUUUUAAUACAA